AUGUCUUCACUUAAAAUCGAAGCCGUUAAUCGAGACAGGGACUCAGACCCUCUCACCUUGACUGUGACGCCGGGAAAAGAUGUGGUCGGAGUUCCGUUCAACCCCAAAGUCAGACCCUGGCAAUUCGCAUCUCCGUUGUCCAAAGUAGCAGUGAGAGCAGCCGACUUCAAAAGCGCGCGGGCGACUUUCAGGUGGCCGUCAUUGUCGACGACGUGCGAAUGCGAUCAGGUUGGAAUGCUGUUUGUUCGACCUCUGUCUGGUUUGCCAAACCCCGAUGCCGAACACCCUAGCGAUGCAGAGUCAGCACCUUACUACAUCAAAUACGGCCUGGAGGUCAUUGGAGGGAAACCAAUAAUCGCUGUGGCGGGAUCUAAUCAUCAACUAGACUGGUCGACAUGGCCAACGACACCGAAACAUCUCGAGUCGCUCACUAUCGAAUUUUUGCGAUAUGGCUCUGGCCUCUUGGCCCGAGUGAUUCCCCCAGCCGACGACUCUGGUGCUCGGAAGCAAGAGCCCUCUACAAUCCGGCUCUUCACCUGGCCGUUUGCGAAUCUCCAAGAUUCAGACGCGGAUAUCUGGAUAUGCAUCUACGCUUCCCGACCGGACACCAACAACACCACCACCGAGGGGUUUUCGGCCACCUUCGAAGACUUCCAGGUUGAGACGGUUCAAGGCAGUCGACUGUAG
Fonsecaea pedrosoi CBS 271.37 is the source of this 687-nucleotide messenger RNA. RefSeq lists its product as uncharacterized. The transcript has a single exon. The record is from RefSeq and is a predicted model, not a curated record. Lineage: Eukaryota; Fungi; Ascomycota; Eurotiomycetes; Chaetothyriales; Herpotrichiellaceae. The coding region runs from base 1 to 687 and encodes 228 amino acids.